UGGGAAGGUAGGUUUCCCUCGCUAUUGACUCCUUCACACCAUGGAAAACAAUGUGCCAAGCCCUGUACGAUUCGUGUUGAAGGAGGGUUGAAACCCACUCACCCAUAUAAACCCCUCAGGCUCCACCUUAAAAAAAGCAACAAGCCUCUUUUCUCUCUUCCCUACACAAAACUUUGUCUCCCAGCAACUGCGUGGGUAGCGUCACUUCCUUUCUCCUCAGACCAGCCAGCGGUGGGCGAAGAGGUCUGGUUCCACUCAGGGCCCAGCUGCGCUCCCUCACGGCCGGAGGAAGGCAGCCCGGGAGAGCCACGUGGGGACGCCGCAGCCGGGGAAACCCCGCUGGCCGAGCUUGGGGGGGAUGCAGCAUGGCCGCGGCGGCACUGGUUGAGUUGGUUUCCAGCAGUAGCAGCGGUGGGAGCCUGGAAGGCGGCGCAGGCACGGCGGGCGCAAACAGCAGCAGCAGCCGGCAUGAGAAGAGCCUGGGGCUCCUCACCACCAAGUUCGUGUCCCUCCUGCAGGAGGCCAAGGACGGCGUCCUCGACUUGAAAGCGGCUGCAGAUACACUUGCUGUGAGACAAAAAAGGCGGAUUUACGACAUCACCAAUGUUUUGGAAGGGAUAGAUCUCAUAGAAAAAAAGUCAAAAAACAGUAUCCAGUGGAAAGGUGUUGGUGCCGGUUGUAACACAAAGGAAGUCGUAGAUAGACUGAGAUACCUUGAAGCAGAAAUUGAAAAUUUAGAACUAAAAGAAAAGGAGCUGGAUCAGCAGAAAUUGUGGUUACAGCAAAGCAUCAAAAAUGUUAAGGAAGAUUCUACAAAUAAAAGUUUUUCCUACAUCACACAUGAAGACAUUUGUGACUGCUUCAGUGGGGAUACACUACUAGCAAUUCAGGCUCCUUCCGGGACACAGUUAGAAGUUCCUGUACCUCAUGUGAGACAAAACAAAUACCAGAUCAAUCUAAAGAGUCAUUCGGGGCCUAUCCAAGUGCUGCUUAUUAAUAAAGAGUCCAGUUCCUCAAAGCCAGUGGUUUUUCCAGUACCUCCACCUGAUGACCUCAUGCAACCUCCAGCUCCAUUGACUUCCCCUAAACCUAAUGCAGAUCCUCAGAAGUUACAAGAAUUUAGAGACACUCAUCAGGGGCAAUCCCUUCCACGGAUACCACCAGUCACAGUUAUGCCAUCAGACAUGAGUUUCCAAGAUAGCCCAACUCCUGAAACUCUUUAUGCCAGCAUUCCAGAAUCAGAGCUGUAUGACAGCGUGAUAACAGAAACCACACCUAGCUCAAAUACCUGCCAGUCCUUCUUUCCACUGGAUGUUAAUAGAAUUCUGAAGCCAAAUACAUUUGACAUAGCAAAGAUGGAUGAGCCUGGAGGCAUAAUUAACAGCGAUAUCAUUGAUGAAUUGAUGUCCUCUGAUGUUUUUCCCCUCUUACGGCUGUCUCCUACUCCUGGAGAUGAUUACAACUUCAACCUGGAUGAUAAUGAAGGAGUCUGUGAUCUCUUUGAUGUGCAGAUACUGAACUACUAGAUUUGAUGCAGCCAGAUUGCCUCAUCUACCUCUAACUAUGUAAUAUUGUAGACUUUCAUAACACAAGUAUUUAAAAUAAUUAUUGUAAACUUUUGUAGUUCAAGACAGUGUACUUUUGCCUUGUUCUUUGUUAUUUUGAUCAACUUCUAAACUCAGUAAAACAGAAGUGGCCUUUUAAUGCAGUGCAGGGACUGGUACUCCUAGAAAUGUUACGGUAGCUUAAUAGUUAUCUGAAAACCCCAGUUUUCUUUAUUUGUUCUUUAAGAACUGAAGCUUCAUAAUUAUCUCAACUCUGCUUCCUGUACAACUUCAGACUGCUGCAUUUUGUUCAGAUGUGGCCACCUGGAAAUUCUCUAGUCAUUCCAAAAUUUUGGCCUUACGUCUAAAACUUCCACUGCCAAUUGUAGAAUGAAGGGCAUUAGCUAGGUGAUACUACAUUGUUUCAGUGAAUACUUCUGUGGAGUGCCUUUUUAAUUAGCACUUUAAGUUUCUUGUCUUUUCUUCUUUACUUCUUACAUUCCACAUUCCUAGCUUUAAGAAAGCACUAUUUGCAGUUUGUAUUAAAGAGUGCCAAUGCUUGUACAUUAACAAGAUUUUUAAAAUAAAAAUUAUAAAAGAGUUGCUUUUUGCUGAUA
Rhineura floridana is the source of this 2161-nucleotide messenger RNA. RefSeq names its product E2F transcription factor 5 (gene E2F5). The record is from RefSeq and is a predicted model, not a curated record. Bases 366 to 1526 code for a protein of 386 amino acids. NCBI's taxonomy places the organism in Eukaryota, Metazoa, Chordata, Lepidosauria, Squamata, Rhineuridae. Gene Ontology annotation, cellular component: RNA polymerase II transcription regulator complex. The transcript is spliced from 9 exons. Gene Ontology annotation, molecular function: DNA-binding transcription factor activity, RNA polymerase II-specific; RNA polymerase II cis-regulatory region sequence-specific DNA binding; protein dimerization activity. Gene Ontology annotation, biological process: regulation of transcription by RNA polymerase II.